AUGUAUGCUUCAAAGAGUAAUUCUAACAGCCUACUGAGCAUUAAAAGUUAUAACCCAGACCAUACAUGUGCUGUUCAAAAUGAUAUUAAGAAUGUGAAUGCUGGAUUUCUUGCUAAGUACUAUCAAGAUGAGUUCAAAAGUGCUGAUGAUUCAUGGAAUAGAAUUCAGUUUCAACAACAAGUGAAGAAGAAAUUUAAUUCUGUAAUAAGUAAACACCAAUCAUGGAGGGCAAAGAGAUUGGCACACAAGGAAAAUAAUGGGGAUGAUCACAAACAAUUUGAACUGCUUUGGGACUAUUGUGAAGAGUUGAGGAAAAGCAACCCAGGAACCACUACAAAAAUGAAGGUUGAUGAGGAUUGCACAAUCAGUGGAAGGUCAAGGUUUAUGAGGUUAUAUAUUUGUUAUGCAGCAUGUAAAGAGGGAUUUCUAGCAGGUUGUAGGCCUUUCAUUGGAUUGGAUGGGUGUCAUUUAAAGGGAUGUCAAAAGGGAGGCCAAUUACUAACUGCAGUUGGUGUUGAUGCCAAUAAUGCAAUGUUUCCAAUUGCAUUUGCCAUUGUGGAAGGGGAACUUAAAGAGACAUGGGCAUGGUUUUUGGAGUUGUUAGACCAAGAUUUGAACAUUUCAGAAAAUCCAAAUGCUUGGACCAUCAUCUCAGACAAGCAAAAAGGGUUGUUGCCUGCUGUGGAGGAACAACUAUCAGGGGUAGAACAUAGGUUUUGUGUGAGACAUAUGCAUGCUAAUUUUGUUAAAGAUGGAUUCUCUGGGCAGUUAUUAAAGCAUAAAUUGUGGGCAAUUUGUAGAGCUACUACAGUACCUGAAUACUUGACUAAAAUGGAAGAGUUGAGGAAGCUCAAUCCCAAAGCAGCUGAUUGGGUUUCUGCCAGGGAACCGCACCAUUACUGCAGGGCUUUCUUUAGCUCUUUUCCCAACUGUGAUAUUCUUUUAAACAACCUGUGUGAAUCAUGGAAUAGCUCAAUCUUACAGUUUAGGGAGAAUGGAAUUAUGACAAUGUGUGAAAACAUAAGGGUUUACCUAAUGGUGAGGAUGCAACAAAACAGAGACAACAUGAAGAAACACCCUUUGAAGAUCUGUCCUAAGAUUAUGAAGUUGGUAGAAGAGGCCAAAGACAAGUCCAAUGACUGCACUGCCUAUAGGUCAAAGGAUGAUGUUUAUGAAGUAGAGGAUUGCUAUGGAAGGAAAUAUAAAGUAGAUUUAAGCCAAUAUCAUUGCUCCUGUAGAAGAUGGGAUCUCACAGGUAUCCCUUGCAGCCACAGCAUUGCAGCUAUUAGGAGGAAAGGUUGCAUUCCUGAAGAAUAUGUUAACAACUGUUACACUGUGGAGUCCUACCUGAGAUCUUAUGAACCUGCUAUUUUACCGAUUACUUCUUCAGAAUUAUGGCACAAGACAGGGUUCCCACCCCCACUGCCACCAAAAUAUAAAGCACAACCAGGAAGGCCAAAAAGAAAAAGAAGAAUGGGACUGACAGAAUCAGCUACAGAUCAAGUUGGAAACAAGGGAAAAGUGGGUGAAUCAAAACGGUGUACUGUGUGUGGAAUGAAAGGGCAUAACAAAAGAAGGUGUAAGGCAAAAGACAAGCAGGCAAUUGAGGAAGAGGCAGAUGUAACAGCAGGAAUAGAAGAGGAAGCAGAACUAAACAUGGGAGUAGAAGAAGCAGAGCCAGAAGUAGAACUACAAGAUGUUGUUGUUGAAACUCAAGUGCCACCAUCUGUAUUACAUGAAAUGGACAUGAUGAAUUCUCAACCCAGUCAGAACCUCAAGUAUAAGAAUGUUGGAAAUCAUGAACCUCAAGUAUCAAAUUUUAUUUCAUCACACAUGGAACAACUUCCAACAGCAGACAAUGUCAUUAGGAAAGGGGGAAGAUAAUAUGUAACUAUCUCAACUCUACAGAAGAAGAUGAAUGUGUCUAAGGAUAACAAAAAAAAGAAGUCAUGAAUUAGAUGGAGUUGGCAGUACUUAUCAAGUUGGCAAUAGUCUUAAAUUAUUGCUUUGUAUUUUGAUGUAAAAUUCAGGCAGUAGAUGAAGUUGGCAGUAGUCUUAAAUUAUUUUGCAACAGCUGGAUGCUUUUUGAUAAAUCAUGCACAGCUUCUACUGUAUGCACAAUUGCCUAA
Ipomoea triloba (trilobed morning glory) is the source of this 2129-nucleotide messenger RNA. RefSeq lists its product as uncharacterized. The record is from RefSeq and is a predicted model, not a curated record. Gene Ontology annotation, molecular function: zinc ion binding. Bases 1 to 1884 code for a protein of 627 amino acids. NCBI's taxonomy places the organism in Eukaryota, Viridiplantae, Streptophyta, Magnoliopsida, Solanales, Convolvulaceae. The transcript is spliced from 4 exons.